Molecule: messenger RNA, 2633 nt
Organism: Ostrea edulis (European flat oyster)
Lineage: Eukaryota; Metazoa; Mollusca; Bivalvia; Ostreida; Ostreidae
Product: protein aveugle-like
Exons: 5
Coding region: 171-632 (153 amino acids)
Biological process (GO): cell surface receptor protein tyrosine kinase signaling pathway
Cellular component (GO): cytoplasmic side of plasma membrane
Molecular function (GO): protein binding
Source: RefSeq, a predicted model, not a curated record
ACACCAAUAUCCGUUUACAUUUUGGUUCCCUGUUGAGACGGUCUCAACAGGGAUAUAUAUAUGUAUAUGAGCUCUUUUAUUAUUAUCAUGAACGCAGACGAUCAAAAAAUGACUUAAUUCAUUCACAAAAUCAAGUAAUAAUGGUGUCGGAUUUUCUCAAUUAGGGAGUAAUGAACUCUGAACUAAGAGCAAGUGAGGCGCGUCAGCAGUCCAAAGCUAGAGACCAAGUCAGCUCUGUUCAUCCUCAUGGCAAAAAGGUGAACAAGAGUAAACCAAAACCUCUGUACUUCUGGGACUGUGCUGAUGUGAACAAGUGGAUGAAGAAAUGGUGUGGUGCUCUCCAUGAAAAGUAUGGAGAACUUUUUCUGCAGCAAGAGGUCACUGGGAGGACACUUAUUAGGAUGAAUGACAUUAAGCUCGAGAAAAUUGGCAUUGUGAAUCCAGCCCACAGAAGAGAAUUAAUGCAACACAUACUAAGACAGAGGUUAAAACAUGAAAUGACAGAUCUAAAAAAUAUGGACCAAGAAGGAACAGGAUUUGCACAAAGUAGAUACCAGUCUAUCAGAGAGAAGGACAAGGAAAAGCACACAGAAAAUAACAAGGAAAAACGCAGUGAAACCAAUAAUAGCUAGCUAUCAAAAAUGUCGGGAUUACCAGUCAACUAGUCAGAUUGUAUUCAAUUUGUAUCAACAAUUGUUUGUAUUACAUUUAUAUGACUGACAUCUGAAAAUUAAUGUUCCAUUUAAUCUUUGAAUGAAGUACAUGUAUUGUGACUUUGUUAUAGUACAAAUGUACAUGUACAUGCAGUGUAUAUUCUGAUACAUACAAUGUAUAUUCUGAUACAUACAGUGUAUAUUCUGAUACAUACAGUGUAUAUUCUGAUACAUACAGUGUAUAUUCUGAUUUCCAUCCUAUACUAAGACUGAACUGUGUCACAUACCUCAAUGGAGCUGUUUCUAUUUCUCUGUGAUAUAUAUAUAUAUAUAUAUAUAUAUAUAUAUAUAUAUAUAUAUACUGUUGUAUGAGCUAAUAUAUGACAUUACAUGUCGGAACUAUAAAAAUUCGGAACUCUCCUGAAAAAGAAGUUACGAAAAUAUGUGUUACUUGGGCAACUCUUGUAUACAAAUUAGUGAUGGCUAAAGAGAAUUCAUUUUUGAUACAAAAAUGUUGCCAGAUUUGAGGAUUAUAGUACCAAAAACAUGAGUUAAUUAUUAGAUUAAAUUUGUGAUGUUUAGAAGCAAAUGGCUACAAAUUACUGUGUAUUUCUUCUACCAUAUGUGGAUAUUUACUUAGUUUGUUCGAUUUUCUCAAGUCAUUAUGCCAACCAACCACUAUGCAGUAAUGUCAUAAAUAAUCACAUUUAAUGCACCUAUCUUCAGGUUCGUAGCAACGGGGUGGGUGGGGGUGCUUUCCCCCUAAUAGCAUGUGAUGUACUUUAAUGUAUCCCAUUAUUAUCACAUACAAAGUUCUUAUGCAAACAUUGAUUUAUUAGCUGGUCAUUUUACAGUAUUGGUGAAUAAUAGAUUAAAAACGAUGCAUUGAUCUUACAUAAUGAGCGUACUGAAGGGUUAUAAUAAUAUAAACCCCCAACAACCCACCCCCUGAUUUUAGGGUUGAGGAGAACUACUUUUUGCUAACUAAAAUAUUUUUUAAAACAAAAAAAACACCUUUUUUUCUACCCUACCCCCCCCCUCCUUCAAAAAUGACGCUAGGUGUCUGAACUCACUAUAUCUGAUUCGUUUAUAGUUACAUGUGCUUGCCCAAGUUAACACAGUAAACAAAAUCUGCGAUGGAAUCUGAGACGAAAUAAUGGUUCCUAUAUUCUGUAUUCAAAACUGUUAAUAUAUUUUUUUAGGACUUUCAUAGUAUGAAUGAAUUCAUACAAAUUGAUGAUAAGCUACAAUAAAAUUACCGAUCAAAACAUGACAGAAUAUACAUGUACAUCUACAUUAAUCAAAGACACCCCCCCCCCUACAAAACAAGUCGUAUGAGAUAUGGUUGUAUAAUUCUUCUUCUUAACUGUAAGAAUGUUGUGAGAACUUUCGUGCACUUUAAACAAUUUUAUGUAUAUUUUGCAGUUUGCAAUGAUAUUUUUGUUAGUUUUUGUUAUUUACAGAAUUGUAACCGAAGUUAUUUUUUUACCCACCAAAGAAACAGUAUAUUUAAGUAUAUUUAUUUUUACAUGUUUUGUUGGCCUGAAAAUAAAAAAAUUCUUAAAAUCGGAUUAAUUUAUAAACUCUUUACUUCAGAGUGUUGCAUCUACCAACCUACUAUUUUGUGUCCAAACAUGAAAUCUACUUUAUAUGAAUAUUUGCAACACCGAUAAUGCAUACAAAUUGGGUGGUCUUUUUUCUUAUGCACCCAUCAAUGAAAACAAGUAGACAUUUUCAUACAUCUUGCAUAUACUGUUCUGCAUAGUAAACCACGCAAAAACAGGCAGGUUAUGUUUUGCAAUGACAAAGUUUUGUGGAUAAAUGCCAUGACCGUAUGUUUAGUUCCAUUAACCAUAUUUACAUGUAUACGUGUGUACGCUACUGGGUUAUUACAUUGUAUCUUGUGUAACGACUGUAUAUUAUGUAUGGUAUAUGAUUUUGUAUCACUUUUUAAUGAUAAUAAACAAGUGUUAAAAUGGA